Messenger RNA from Linum trigynum, 2952 nucleotides. Lineage: Eukaryota; Viridiplantae; Streptophyta; Magnoliopsida; Malpighiales; Linaceae. The record is from the annotation of a GenBank genome assembly.
UCAGGUAAGUGGAGCAGUCAUGUGCUUGCUUACUACCUGCUUUGUCGCGUUAACACAUUAGUUAAGUAGCACACACAUUCAUGUUGAGUUUUGUUUUUUUGGUUGCAAACUCUUUGUCUUAUUAACCUAAUGUAUGUUACCCUCUCAUUUUCCGGUUUCUAACCUUGGCUCUCAUCUCACUCAUGUUGUGGCUGGUUAAUCUGCCGGACCAGCUGAAGAAUGCGAACCAGUUGAAGGAGUUGGACUUUGUCCACAAUUCCGAGCUGGGUUUUCGAAUCCAGGAUCUGGGUUGUUGUUGGUUGAUGGUUUCUGUAACUGGGCUUUGAUUUUUUCCCCCUUUUUGUUUAUUCACCACCCAGAACCGACCUAAUAAUCGUCUCCUCUGUUUUUUUUCUCCUUCCCUUUUCCAGGCUCUUGAUUUUCUGGGAAAACGAAAUUUCAGCUGCUGUGGGGUAAUUGAAAUCGCGAGAACUCUAAAGAACUGGCGGAUGAGUCGAGGAAUUUCUGGGCAACUAAUCACGGGAUGUUAGUAGAUUCCGUCAUUUCCUUCUUCUGUCGCGAAUCUUCCGCGCUUCAACCCGCUUCAUUUCUCUAGCAUUUCAAGCAUUCCGACAAGUGUCUUCAGAUUCCACAAAUUUUUUGGAGCCUUGCGCUGAGUUAAAUGAACUUUGGGAACUCCAAUUCUGAUUCAACGCCACAGCCGAGAAUCCCGAUCGAUCUACAGAACCAUUGCGUGACCGGCAUUAUGGAGAUGAUGACAUCGAGAAACAGAGUCUCUCCUCCGCCUUCGUAUUCCUCUUCGUCCGGUUCAAUUCCGGCUCCGCACCAUCUCAGGCCGGAGGUGGAGAAGAAGAGGUUCGUGUAUGAUCAGAGAUCACAGAUUGGGAACAGUAGUAGUAAUCCGUCAAGAAGCAGGAUGUUGCCCUCUGGCUAUUUCAGCUUGGAGUCUCUGUUUUUGUUAAUUGGGCUUACUGCGUCUCUGCACAUACUGCCUCUCAUCCUUCCGCCGUUGCCGCCGCCGCCGUUUCUGCUGCUUCUGAUCCCGAUAGGGAUAAUGGUUCUGCUCAUGUUCUUGGCUUUUACUCCUAGUGCUAGGGAUAUGACUUAUACAUCUCUGUAAAUUUUCCUCUCUUGUUCGUUGAACAAAAAAAGAUAAAAAAGAGCUUGGGAUUAGUAGGUUCAGAAGAAAAUGAUCAAACUUUCCCCCCUGUUCUGUUUAGAGUUUAGACUAAUUAAGGUUAAGAUUCAAAAGAAAAUUACUAUACUUACGAAAAAGAGAGAUUGAAAGAUGGUAGAUUUGGAAAUUGAGAUUUUGUUAAUGAAUCACAAUUUCACCAAUAACAACCACAUUUUAUUUUUCAAUUGUUUAUUUUCGGGGAAGAGCUUGUUGCAAAUUUUCAAUAUAGAGUUCAAAAAAAAAAAUGCGAUUUAACGAAAUAAUAACAAAAAAAGUAUGAAUAAUAGAUAUUGCGUUCCAUCUUUACAAAAUGUAACACGGCAAUACAUUUUUUUUGGUAGAAAGCACGACAAAGUAGACGAGCUCGUUAGAGAUUUCCACAGCAUUUCGCCGAUGAUUCUUGUUGAUAAAUCAUAUACACAAACAGAGACGCGAACACAGUAAACAAAGUAGAUUCUCUUACCAACAGAGACGCCGGUGAUUCUUACGACUGCUCUGAACCAAAAAGCUGUAGCUUCCAUCAUACAUACUUCGCAAAUCCUCGUACAUUGGGAUCGCAGUAGGUAGGCAAUUACAGGCCAUAGGAGGGAACACCAUAACGCGAGGUGCAUCUUUUCCAACUUUAGCGCGAACUCCUCUAGCUCUCCGGUCCUCGAAUCGAAACGACAAUAUGGUACGCAGACGGGAACCAUCAGCAGAAGAAUGGAAGAAGAUUAUCUCCGGGUCACGUGGAUGCAGGAAAGGUACAAUGCAGUGUCGAGGUUCAAAUGCACCGCCGCUCCUUGAUGUCUUAAACUUGAUGUUCUUGAUGUUUCAGAUUGUAUUUGGUGUUUCACUUGCAUAUCUCCUAAUUUUCGAAUGUGGCUUUGUAGGUGAUCAAAUGACAUUUUCACAUGAUUCAAACGAAUCAUUUGAGCUAAAGGUUGGGGAUGUCUCUGACAUCUAGGUGGGAUGAGAAACAUAACUCACUUUGAGCUUUCCUGAUACAGAUGAGAUAGACGCACUUGCAGAAAUCAAGUUUCAUAUUCCUGACAAGCCUUCCAUUCAUAUGAGUUUGUUGACACAAUUUUUUAUAAUGCUAAAUAAAUUAUUAAAGAUUAAUAAUAAUAAAGAUUUAAAAAUAAUGGAGUAUCAAAAACAUUUUUUUAUUAUGAUAGAGUAUCAACUCAUCAAAAGAAUAACACACAACAAGAAAUUGAUAUACGUAAUUGGAGAUGAAUAGAGAGAAAAACAAUAGCAACUACAUGAUUCAAAGAGAACCAUUAUUUUGGAUACCAAAUUAUUCAAACUUGAAUUCUUAAUUCCAAUACCAGGGUAAAUAUUGACAAAAAUACAUAACAUGUCAAUUGAUUAAACCCCCUGGUUACCUGUAAUUAUUAUUAUUCAAUCAAGAGCGGUAUAUAAUACUCAAAUAAUUCAAAAACCAAAGGAAAAAAAAGAGUUUGAUGUUUUGAGAAACCUAACUUAUAUGAACUAAAGUUUUAUCACCUCGGUUGCUUUGAAAAAAAUGUUAUACAAAUACCACAUUUAUAGAACUACACAAAAUUGAAUUUCUUCUUACUUCAUGUAUUUAAGAAGGAAUUGGGAAUCCUUCUUAUGAAUCAUGAAGCUAAGUUUUGGUCCAUUCUUCAUCUUGAUAAAGAGCUUAUACUGUUUGCUACUAGUAAUGUCCUUCGAAUCCGUUCAAACGCGUGUUGUUAGUGGCCAAUUGACGAUCGUGUGUCUCGUAUUUCAUCAUCAAGUCCUUCAGCGAGGAAUCAAAUUAUUCUCCGGCA